CGUCGAUGGCUGUGCAGGUACAAUUCGAACCGCAGUUUGUUGCUCGCGAUUGGCCAGAAGUGUUGCAAUUUGCUUUCGCCCAGAACCCAGAACUUAGGACGUUAUGGCUCUAGUGCUCAGAUACGUUCAUCAAGGCUUCCAGUACUAUCACGAAACUCAAGAUCCACGAACAACGGACUUGUUUAUAAUAAAUCCUCCAUGGCUGCCAGUUGCACUCGUUGGUGGAUACCUCUACUUUGUCCUUAAUUUGGGACCAAAGCUUAUGAAGGAUCGGAAACCGUUCAACCUUCGAACGCUUCUCCUCGUUUACAACGUUUUACAGGUUGCAGCGAAUGUUUAUUUGGCUUGUUAUGGCACACAUAUUUUGCUUUCAAAAGGGUGGACCUGGUCAUGUCAGCCAUUUGACAAGUCUACCAGUAAAUUAGCUAUGCGUGAGGUUCAGCUGGCGUACUGCUACAUCUUGCUCAAGUUGGCCGAUUUGUUCGACACGGUUUUCUUCGUGCUGCGCAAAAAGCAAAGCCACGUGUCCUUUCUGCACGUGUAUCACCACGCGGUGAUGGUGCUCGUUCCGUUCAUCUUUAUGCGCAACUAUCCCACUGGACACUGCUCGAUGCUGGGACUACUCAACACGUACGUCCACGCGGCGAUGUACUUUUACUUCUUCAUGACGGUGUACCGACCGGAACAAGUCAAGGAUGUCCGCUGGAAGAAGUACCUGACGAUGAUGCAGAUGGGACAGUUUGUGGCGCUUGCGGUGUACUUUGGACAGCCGGCCCUGCGGGGACUGGACUGUGGCAUUCCAGUCUACUGGUUCUGGUUGGGGAUGGUUCAGGCCGUGUUUAUGUUUGCGAUGUUUGCUGAUUUCUACAAGAAGGCAUAUCUGAAGCGGAAAAUUAAGUAAGGUUUUGUUCAAAUGUUACGAUUACAGAUUACCGGGAAUUCCAGAACCCCCCCCCCCCGCCUCCCACCCCCCUAUUACGAACAUUUACUACACCUUUUAAGGUGAAACGUGAAGGCAAUAUUAAUGUAAAUGUAUUAGUGAGGUUUGAUUGUGUUAGUCAUCAUCAAGAUCAUUGGUGACGUCAUUGGUUUAAUAGUAUUUGUGACAUCGUUUAGUGGUAGUUGUGUGGUCGAAAAAACUUUGCUAACAAAUCAAAAUAACCAAUUGAAUGAAAAAAUACCUUUGCUAACUUUUGAAAAGUGCUUCAUUUACCUGUUACCAUGAUUUCGAAAUUUCGAAACUAUUAACUUGAAACUCAUCCUGAAAUGAAUAUUUGAACGAGUUUUUUUUUAUUCGAAAUUGAAACGAACAUACGGGUUUCAACAUAAUUUUCCUACAUGAUUGUAGUUAAAAAUAUUUCAAGACACUGAAAUCAAGCGUUAGAUAUAAAUACAUGUUCUUCCAUGCAUUUUA
This is a messenger RNA of Culex quinquefasciatus (southern house mosquito), 1414 nucleotides long. Its product is annotated as elongation of very long chain fatty acids protein AAEL008004. The record is from RefSeq and is a predicted model, not a curated record. NCBI's taxonomy places the organism in Eukaryota, Metazoa, Arthropoda, Insecta, Diptera, Culicidae. Gene Ontology annotation, cellular component: endoplasmic reticulum membrane. Bases 104 to 901 code for a protein of 265 amino acids. Gene Ontology annotation, molecular function: fatty acid elongase activity. Gene Ontology annotation, biological process: fatty acid elongation, polyunsaturated fatty acid; sphingolipid biosynthetic process; very long-chain fatty acid biosynthetic process. The transcript is spliced from 4 exons.